CAAGCAGCCAUCCCAAUUCGCACAUCCCACUAUUUUCUCCUCUCUUUCUCUUAGGCGCGCAGGCGAGAGAGAGAUUUUCACACACGUAUAUAUAGAGAGAGGUCCACUCGGCACCACCACCUACUACUCUUCUCUCUCUCUCUCUCUCUCCCCUUGGGCUUGGUUCAUGCAAACCACUGUCGCUCCCUAGGGUUUAAUUCUCCAUCAUCCAUCGCCAUGGCUUUCCAGGACAAGAAGCUCAUCAACAACCCCAAUGAUGUGGUGACUGAGUUCAUUGAAGGUCUGGUUGAAACAUAUCCUGGGCUGCAGUACUUGGAUGGUUUCCCUCAGGUGAAGGUUGUGUUGCGCGCUGAUGUUUCCGGUGGUACAUAUCACAAAGUUGCAGUUAUAUCAGGAGGUGGGAGUGGGCAUGAACCUGCGCAUGCUGGAUUUGUGGGCGAAGGGAUGUUGACAGCAGCUAUCUGUGGGGAUGUCUUUGCCUCUCCGCCAGUUGAUUCAAUUCUAGCAGGCAUCCGAGCUGUAACUGGUCCAAUGGGUUGUCUCCUGAUUGUCAAGAAUUAUACUGGGGACCGUCUGAAUUUUGGUUUGGCUGCAGAGCAAGCAAAAUCUGAAGGUUACAAAGUAGAGACUGUAAUUGUUGGAGAUGAUUGUGCAUUGCCCCCUCCUCGAGGAAUAGCUGGUCGAAGGGGUUUGGCCGGCACCAUUCUUGUUCAUAAGAUUGCUGGAGCUGCAGCUGCUACUGGAAUUUCGCUUGCUGAUGUUGCAGUAGAAGCAAGACGUGCAUCUGAAAUGGUUGGAACAAUGGGUGUUGCAUUAUCUGUUUGCACACUGCCUGGUCAGGUUACACCAGACCGUUUGGGACCUGGAAAGAUGGAACUUGGUCUUGGAAUUCACGGAGAACCGGGUGCUGCUGUUGCUGACCUUCAACCUGUGGAUGUUAUAGUCUCUCAUGUUCUCAAGCAGAUAUUGUCUCCAGAAACUAACUAUGUUCCGAUUACUCGCGGUAGUAGAGUGGUUCUUAUGGUCAACGGGUUAGGUGCAACUCCUGCAAUGGAACUGAUGAUCACAUCUGGUAAAGCAGUACCUAAGUUGCAGCUGGAACAUGGAUUAGCUGUUGAUAGAGUGUAUACUGGAUCAUUCAUGACCUCUCUUGAUAUGGCAGGUUUUUCCAUUUCUAUCAUGAAGGCUGAUCAAGCUAUUUUACAACGUCUGGAUGCUCCAACAAAGGCUCCGUAUUGGCCUGUCGGCGUGGAUGGCAAUCACCCACCUGCAAAGAUUCCUGUUCCAUUGCCUCCUUCUCAUUCAACAAAGAUUGAUGAGCCAUUAGGUCGGCCAGCACAACUGAAUGAACAAGGCCAUAUUCUUGAGGUGGCUAUUGAAGCAGCUGCAAAUGCAGUUCAAAACCUCAGGGAUGAAUUGAAUGAUUGGGAUAGCAAAGUAGGUGAUGGUGAUUGUGGGUCAACAAUGUAUAGAGGUGCAGCAGCAAUUUUGGAAGACAUGAAGAAUUAUCCUCUGAAUGAUGCAGCAGAAACAGUGAACGAAAUCGGAGCAUCUAUUAGAAGAGUUAUGGGAGGCACAAGUGGGAUCCUAUGUACCAUAUUUUGUAAGGCAGCCUAUGCACAGUUGAAAGCGAGCACCCAAUCUGUUGUCACGUCAAAAAAUUGGGCCGAAGCACUUGAAGCCUCCAUUGCUGCAGUCAGCAAAUAUGGUGGGGCUAGUGCUGGUUAUCGCACAUUGUUAGAUGCCCUUAUUCCAGCAUCAGCAAUUCUUCAAGAGAGGUUAAAUGCUGGUGAUGAUCCUGCAACUGCUUUUAUUCUCUCAUCUGAAGCGGCAGUGGCUGGAGCUGAUUCAACUAAGCACAUGCAGGCACAGGCUGGGCGUUCAAGCUAUGUCUCUGGAGAGAUACUAGCAUCAGUCCCAGACCCCGGUGCAGUGGCUGCAGCGUCGUGGUACAAGGCAGCAGCCUUGGCUGUGAAGAACAAAUAUCAAGCUCCAUGAAUGAAAGACCGAUCCAUUACAUUAGUUCUUGUUGCAAUUCUGCAAUUUUUAGCUGCAGAGACAACAAACUGAUUUUUGUUCAUAAUUUUGCACCACUACUAACAGGCUUUCCGCUUAUGCUUUUCGUGCAUAAUGCUGAGAGAGCGAUUUUCAUCCUCAUACAUACAAUACAUGAUAUUCCUUUUAGAAUACUGUAAAUUUCAGAUGGUGCAUUGAGCGAUAUCUACGGAUAUGGUUGUAAGAUUUUUAUGACUCGACUUGGAUUAUCUUUUUACAAGUUUAUGAAGAACCCUUAAUGUUGGUUUGAGGCCACAUCAAA
Rosa rugosa (rugosa rose) is the source of this 2317-nucleotide messenger RNA. RefSeq names its product putative 3,4-dihydroxy-2-butanone kinase. Gene Ontology annotation, cellular component: cytosol. The record is from RefSeq and is a predicted model, not a curated record. Gene Ontology annotation, biological process: glycerol catabolic process. Gene Ontology annotation, molecular function: ATP binding; glycerone kinase activity. The coding region runs from base 217 to 1998 and encodes 593 amino acids. The transcript is spliced from 20 exons. Lineage: Eukaryota; Viridiplantae; Streptophyta; Magnoliopsida; Rosales; Rosaceae.